Molecule: messenger RNA, 3073 nt
Organism: Nasonia vitripennis (jewel wasp)
Lineage: Eukaryota; Metazoa; Arthropoda; Insecta; Hymenoptera; Pteromalidae
Product: cytochrome b5-like
Exons: 3
Coding region: 2026-2376 (116 amino acids)
Cellular component (GO): membrane; intracellular membrane-bounded organelle
Molecular function (GO): heme binding
Source: RefSeq, a predicted model, not a curated record
GUCCCGAGACUGUCGAUGUAUCCGCCCUGCGUGUGUCCUGCUGUGCUGUCGUGGACGUUCUCGUAGCUGUACGGUAUCUCGUGGUAACCGGUGCUGCGCUCGUGCCAGGCUUCCGGAACGGGCGUGUGGUACAAGCCGUAAUUAACCCCGUUGGUGGCGAUUUUUUUUAAACCCUGGAUCGAGGACAGCAUCAGGGCCAUCUUCGCGAGGAUGAGUGCCUUGCCGCCGAGGACCGCGAGGAACUGGAAGCCCAUGGGGAUGAGGACCGAGCCCAUCAGCAGGACGCCCAUCAUUAUAAUCGGCAUCAUCUGCAUCUGGCGGCGGCGACGGCGACGGCCUGCAAGAGGAAAGCUUGUGAUUUAUACGUUGCUUCCACCAAGUCGCCUCUAUUCAAUUCGCUACUCACGAGUACUCGCGGAACGAAACCGCGAGACUUUUAAUUAAAGACGCGGCAGCUACUUUAAUUAAGCAGCCGCGUCUUAUCGUAAUCUCGAAACUUUAAACGAGUUUAGCUGUAUAUACUCCGGUAGUUGGAGCUAAUUGAAAAAUGACAAAUGUUUUCCAAGCCCGACUCGUGGAGAAAAAGGAGCUUAUUACAUACCUCUGGGCUCGAUCCGUCCAUCGACGGCUCUGGCACUGCUGGCAGCGGUGACAACGUUCGCUGCUGGUGAACGUCGCAUCAGCCGCUCAAAGUCGAGCUUGAUGACGUGGGUGCGCAGUACUCGGGACAGGCGGCUGGUCAGUCUCUCGCGCCAGCUGAUCUCCUUGUCCUCCGGAUAGGCCUUCUCGCGAAUACGAUUCAGCAGGUUUCUGUAGAAUUUGAACGAGUCGCUAUUGUUUCCAUCUGCGCAAUCGGUUGCUGCACAACCGCGGCUUAUCUCGGCGCGAUGAUUUACGAUUGCGUGCGUUCGUUCAGAUUAUUAGCGAGUUUUCGCGGAGAGGAAAGAUAAGAUCGCUUCCGUGAAUCCGGCCAGUGCGCACUUAUCGCCGAUAACUUUCCUCGGCGUCGAGUGGAUUUUCCGAAUCGCAUGAAAAACAAACAGUACCUGACGUUGAACGUGACAGUGGCAUUGGCCUCGGGCCGGAACUUGACCAGCUCGAAUCCGCUCACCAGCGGGAUGACGUCGUCCUCGAGGAUGUCGUCGAUGGCCAUGAGGGCCCGCUUCCUCGCGCAGUCGGCCAGCGACUCGACGAACGCGAGGCCCUUGUUCUCCAGUCGGGCCGUCUUGACGGGGCAGUCCUCGAGCAGCGUCUUCAGGCCCGCGAGCCACUGGCUGCCGGCGAGAACCGAGGGCGACCUGGCGACGAGUCCGCAGAGGAUCGCGAGAAACAGGAGAGUCGACAUGACGGGCCGGUCGGCUGCACUAGUCUAUGCGCUCGAGCGUGAGCCGUCCCGAAGUAUUUAUGGGCUUCGGAUAUGGGGAACUGUGUCGCGGCCGGGGUGAUGCGCAGCGCGAGACGCUUCGCCGGAGUGGAUAAUGACAGGCGUACCCCCGCGUCGUCGCUCGGACUUUUCUCGACUCGUGCGCGCGCGCGCUCGCGAGGGAAUAUACUUACUCGAUCAUUUCUAGCUCGUUAUGUCCUCAUUACGGGCGCUCGUUGCAGGCUUUCCAUUCUGCCUCGAUUCCGGGGCGCGCGACGGCUCGUCAUUUUCCGCGAAAGAAACGUUAUAUAAUUAUUCGCCGCGAUCGAUCAAUCAGGGAGAGCCUGCAUCACUCGAGAGCCGCUAAUCCCGGGCUCAGCCGUAUCCGCAUACGUGCAUCUCGUCUCGGCUACUCCAGUAUGAGGCAGCUGUACGUUCCUAUAUAGAUCGAUGUUAUCGGGGGAAGCGCCGAUAGCGCGAAACGUGAUUCCGAUCGCGGAGCCCGGAGAAAAGAAGAGCCGUCUACGUGAGACUCGAGUCGGUUGGGCUUAUCGCGAGCGUUUACGCUACUCGGGAAAAAGUCGCGCGAUCAGCCGCUGGCAAGGGUAUAAGUAUCGGAGAGCGCGCUCGGAAGCUCAGUGAUGUAUAGUAGUGCGUAAACGAUGAUGGAGCGCAAGCGGUACACGAUGGAAGAGGUGGCCAAGUGCACGGGGGAGAACGGCAGCCGCUGCUGGAUCAUCCUCUGGGGUAGCGUCUACGACGUGACGGACUACCUGGAGCAGCACCCGGGCGGCGGCGAGCUAAUCGGCGAGUUUGCCGGCAUGGACGCGAGCAAGGGCUUCGACGACUUUGGUCAUUCCAGCGACGCUAAGAAGAUGCUCAAAAAGUACGAGAUCGGCGUCGUGGCGAAGACGGAGACGAGCGACGGCAAGGCCGAUCGGAUGAGUCGCGAAAACACCAAGCAGCGGAGGAAAUUCCUGAGCAUCAUCCUCGGCCCCUGCGCCUCCGCGUGAUCGCCGCCGGCGCCCCGCCCGAUGACGGGAUGUGCGCGCGCGCGCGCGCGCGCGUGUGCGUAAUAAGCAUAAUGACCAGCUGCUGCGGCUCGUUGGAAAAAGUGGCACACAUUUUAUUCGCCAAGAGUAAAAGUUGAGAAUCAUGUACAAGAAACAGAGUAUAAUAGUAGCGCAAGUAGCAGAGCGGCGCGCUCAGAUCCAGCCGCCGACGAUCUGGCCGGUGGCCUUGGACCUGCCCCGGGCCUUGGUGGUCGGUCCCUCGUCGGCCGUCGGUUUCUUCGGCUCGGAGGCUGCCGCCGAGGGCUGCUUCUUCAGCGAGGCCGCCCUCGAGCCGAUCGGGGCCUUGGACUCCUCGUGCGGCUCCUCCGGGAUGGGCGAGGGUCCGCCGCGCUGCUCCUGGGACGGCUUGGCCUCGAGGCUCGACUUGCCGGCCUCGGGCUUGUCGCUGCUCGCCGCCUUGAUCAGGCUCUUCUUGCUCAGAGUGCCGAGAGCCCGGGUCGCCGGAGGAGGCCUGUCGGGGGGCUUCUCCCCGGGCUUGGCCGGGUCGAUGAUGGCCACGCGCUGGCUCGAGCGCUUGGAGGUCUUGCCCUCGCCGUCCGCCGGAGCCUCUUCUGCGAACGGUUGGUGCGCGCGCGUGCGUUUUCGUAAUUUAAGCUGCCUUUAUGAGUUCUCUACGAAUAAAUGAUUUUCCCUCCGA